AUGGAUUCCACAGCACUUAAGGUAGCCCUAGGCUGUAUAGCUGUUCGAUUGGCUGUGAACAGCCUUUUUCCCUCUCUACAACAACAACUGGACCAGUCCGUAGAAUUCUCAACUCCCGUAACCUCAUUUAGGUCAUUACAGGAAGGUAUAUACCUACUGCGGAACAACAUUCAAGUAUAUAAUCAUGGGGUUGUUCACCAUCCUCCAAUUUUGAUUUUUUUUCUAUCGCUCUUCAAUUCCGACAGGUUAAUUUCUCUCAUAUACGCUUUAGUUGAUGGGUUAAUUGCGUAUCAACUGACAGAGGUGACAAAAGCUUUUAAAAACUUGAAAGUGAAAAGCUGGCUACCUGGACUCCUUUAUGCUGUGAACCCUUUGGCUCUUUUAUCGUGCAUUAGUCGGUCAUCGAUCAUAUUCACAAAUUUUGCCAUUUCGUCGUCAUUGUAUUGCAUAUUAGCCGAAGGGAAUGUUCUUUCGUCCUCUGUUAUGAUUUCCGUAUCAGGAUACUUGUCGCUAUACCCUAUUCUUCUCUUAAUUCCACUAUUAGGUAUGCUAAAAAGUUGGAGACAAAGAAUGUUAUCUGUCACCGUUUCCAUAUUAUCUUUAUUAAUUCUGCUACUAUUUAGCUACAAUAUGUUAGGCGGCCAGAGUUGGUUAUUUUUGGCACAAGUUUAUGGAUCUGUUAUAAGUUUUGAGAAGGUUUUCCCAAAUCUGGGUUUAUGGUGGUACUUUUUCAUUGAAAUGUUUGACACCUUCAUACCGUUUUUUAAGGCUGUAUUCAACAUUUUUAUUGCCGCAUUCAUAACACCAUUUACCUUGCGCUAUCAUAAGCAGCCAUUCUACGCAUUCAUUUUAUGCAUUGGGUGGAUUGUCCUUACAAAGCCAUAUCCCUCACUAGGUGACGCUGGCUUUUUCUUUAGUUUCUUACCUUUCUUCACCCCACUAUUUGGAUAUUUAAGAUACCCUAUCAUAUCAGCAUUACUGUUUUUACAUGCAAUUGUUUUGGCACCAAUUUUCUAUCAUCUGUGGGUUGUUUUAGGUUCAGGGAAUAGUAACUUUUUCUAUGCUAUUUCACUAGUUUAUGCUCUGGCUAUAGCAUCUAUUUUGGUAGACCUGAACUGGGCAAUGCUGAGAAUUGAAUACGAUAACGGUAUCCCAAAUUUCAAAUUGAAGGUAACACAAAUUUAA
Messenger RNA from Saccharomyces paradoxus, 1185 nucleotides. RefSeq names its product GPI-anchor transamidase subunit GAB1 (gene GAB1). Gene Ontology annotation, cellular component: GPI-anchor transamidase complex; membrane. Gene Ontology annotation, biological process: attachment of GPI anchor to protein; protein localization to cell surface. The transcript has a single exon. NCBI's taxonomy places the organism in Eukaryota, Fungi, Ascomycota, Saccharomycetes, Saccharomycetales, Saccharomycetaceae. The record is from RefSeq and is a predicted model, not a curated record. The coding region runs from base 1 to 1185 and encodes 394 amino acids.